GUGGAAUAUGACAUCACAGUAGGACCCACAAAGAGCCACAUACACUCCUAUAAACCACACACUCCUAUAAACCACACACACUCAUCAUUUCAGUCAGGUACGAUCUACUACAGAGACUAUCUACUACACUCAACUACAGACUCUACUUGAGAUCGCUACUGAAAGAGCAAUGAACACAAACAUGUCAGGAAACCAGGCUGGACGUUCUGCCCCUCAGCAGGAUCCAAGAGCCAAUGUUGAGCAGCUGUCAAAUGCCCUGCAAGGUGCUCAGAAUGAGAUCCAGCAACUCAACCGGCAGCACGAUAUCAGGACCAAUGAAUGGCAAAAGGAGAGGAUAAAGCUGGGCUACAGGAUCCACAACGGGAAGUACAAGGUGGACCGUCUGGAGGGACUCAUUGACCUCAGACAAAAUGCGUUCGCAGAAGAACUCCAGAGUAGCAUCCAGACCGUCUCCGAACAAGAGUCUGAGAUCUCCGGACUCAAGAUCAGCCUCAGGAUCAAGGAGGAGCAGAUGGAGGCCGCCCAGCGCCUCAACAAGGAGCAGGAGGAGAAGUUGUCUGCUGCACUGCAGGCAGAGAGGCAGAACGUCUCUGAGCUCAGAGACCAGAUGUUUAAGGCGUCUCUAGAGAGCCAGAGGGCUGUGGCCCUGAGCAGAGAGAGCCAGAUGAUGCUGGAGCUUGUGAAACAGCAGCUUCAACAGAGGGACAAAGUCAUCCUGGAUCUCAGAAAGGAGAAGGAGGGUCUCUCUCAGAGACUCAUCCAGACCUCAGACCAGCUGAGGAGGACAAACAACCAAAUCCUCCAAAAGAAUCCUGGGGAGGAGAAACUCAAAGCUCUGAAAGAGCAGUUCUCCAAAGAGAUGGAAGACAAAGAGAAGGAGUGGACCUCCAAAAUCAAUGAGGUCAAGAAGGAGAACAGAGACCUGGAAGAGAAGAACCAGACUCUGACCUCCAGAGUCACAGAGGUGGAGAAGGACAACCAAGAUCUGGUCAAGAAGCAGGACACCCUGAAGACCAGAGUCCUGGAGGUGGAGUCAGAAAACAUCCGACUGUCUGAGCAGGAACGGAUUCUGACCUCCAGAGUCAGAGAGGAGGAGGAGGAGAAGAAAGAACUGAUGCUUCUCAUGACUCUGAAGAAGAGAAACUUCUUCACCAGGAUCUUGAAAAGGGAAACAGGGGAGGAAAAGAUACUGAGGAAAAGGCUGAGAGAGAAAAAGAAGGAGCUGAAGGACCAGAAAAAGGAGGAGGAAAAUAGACAAAGAGAGGAAGCAGAGGAAGAAAAGAGACGUAAGGUAGAGGCAGAGAAGGAGCUGAAGAAACAACAGAAGAGGGAGAAGGAAGAUAUGAAACAAAAAGAGAAGGAUGAGAAGAAAAAACAAGAAGAGACCAGAGAGAAGAAAGGUUUCUGGAGGUUCAGGAGGAAAGGAAACGGGAACAGAAAGGUGGAAGAGGCUGCUGAAGAGCAACAGUAGCUCCCUCUUUCCAUGCUCCUCUUCUCUCUCUCUCGCUCUCUCUGUCACCUUCUUCACCUCCCCAUCAUACCCCGCCACGCCUCGCCACACCAAGUGGUUUUCUCCGGGUCACUCCGGUUUAUCCCACACAAAAUAAAUACAAAAUAAUAAAACAAUUAUAAAUAAAUUCUUGAAAA
This is a messenger RNA of Notolabrus celidotus (New Zealand spotty), 1647 nucleotides long. Its product is annotated as trichohyalin-like. Bases 170 to 1471 code for a protein of 433 amino acids. Lineage: Eukaryota; Metazoa; Chordata; Actinopteri; Labriformes; Labridae. The record is from RefSeq and is a predicted model, not a curated record. The transcript has a single exon.